This is a messenger RNA of Amphimedon queenslandica, 946 nucleotides long. Its product is annotated as CCAAT/enhancer-binding protein gamma-like. Lineage: Eukaryota; Metazoa; Porifera; Demospongiae; Haplosclerida; Niphatidae. Gene Ontology annotation, biological process: regulation of transcription by RNA polymerase II; DNA-templated transcription. The record is from RefSeq and is a predicted model, not a curated record. The coding region runs from base 102 to 785 and encodes 227 amino acids. Gene Ontology annotation, molecular function: RNA polymerase II cis-regulatory region sequence-specific DNA binding; DNA-binding transcription factor activity, RNA polymerase II-specific. The transcript has a single exon.
AAAUAAAAAGGUUGCAUCAGCAGAAGAAAUAAUCAAAAUUAAGCAAGAAAAUUUCGUAAUUCUCUCACUUCAAGGUGCAAGCCUGCAAGGACUAUAAUUAUAUGGCAGACAAAGACAGUCUAUACAGCAUUGAGCAAUACUUGGGCUUAGCUGCUUCUGCAAAAGCAACCUCAGGAAAUUUAUAUCCAUUUGGCCAAGCCCCACCUUCAUCAGUUCACCUCGGAUUUCAGCUGGAAGAAGAGUCUGUGGACUUCUCUGAAUUAGUGAAAGCCUGUGAGCAAAAGGACUACUACAGUCAAACUACUAACGACUAUUACUCAUCUGGCUAUUGGUAUCAACAGAAACCUCCCGGGAUGCCGAUUCGCAGUGAAGAGGAGACAUCUACACUUGUAGGAGUAGGAACCACUUCUAAUCCUCAUGAUGUAACAAACGUUUCCGCUAACCCAACACUACCGCCUGUAGCAUCCAGUCUCUCUGCUCCUUCUCCUCCUCCCACAGUUCAAGACACAGCAGCCAGGACCCGGCAAACGACAAAAAAGCAGAAGAUUAAUGACAAGUGCACUGAUGACUAUAAGGACAAGAGGCACAGGAACAAUAUCGCAGUUAGAAAGAGCAGAAGUAAGUUUAGAAAGAGAGUGCUGGAGACAGAGAAAAGAGUACAAGAGCUUGAAGAAAAUAACGCAAAGUUGAAAAACUAUGUUGCUCUCCUUCAAAAAGAGCUCGCAGUGUUAAAAGGAUUAUUUUCCUCUGCUUCUAAUGCAAGUGGCGAUGAAAGAUAUUCGUGAUCAGGACAUGUGACUUAGAGACAGACACAAACAUUAUUACUUAAGUGUCUUCAUGCAAUCAUUCACUAAUAUUUAAUCUCUUAGCUAUAAUAUUAUUUGUUACCAAUAAAUUUAUGUAUAAAAUUUCAAUGAAUUGAUGGAAUGAAAUGAAAAUAAUUUUA